Molecule: messenger RNA, 1614 nt
Organism: Acyrthosiphon pisum (pea aphid)
Lineage: Eukaryota; Metazoa; Arthropoda; Insecta; Hemiptera; Aphididae
Exons: 11
Coding region: 16-510 (164 amino acids)
Source: RefSeq, a predicted model, not a curated record
ACUUGAAUAAUAAUUAUGUUUUAUUAUACAGUUUUAUUAUUAAUAACUGUAUUAUUUAUUAUAAGUUGUAGUGGUACUGUAGAAGACGAUAAUGACGUAGCAAAGUGCAUUGCUGAUUUAAAGAAAGCUGGAAUUUCGGGAAAAAUUGGAUUUAUAAACUACUGCUUUGCAAUGCAAUUUAAGUUUUCAGAUGAUGAUGAACAUUUGACUCACGAAGAAAGUUUGGAUCAAAUAAAAAAACAUAACAAUAUUACAGAAUUAAGCAAACACGUAGAAAAAUUUUUCAGAGAUAGUUGGGAAUUAUCUAAAAUGGUUGGAAGAGUACUUUUUACACCGUACGAAUUUUGUGAUGACCAUUAUAGGACAAAGCAUCCUGUUUAUUCUGUAUUAUUCUCUAUUGAAAAAAGUAAGUCCACUAAAUUUACACAUUUAAUUUAUAAACAUUCUAUAAAUAGACAUAUUCAUAUUACAAAAAAGGUUAAUGCACGUUUCAGUAUAUACAAUUGUUGAAUGAAAUAACGUGUGCGUCUUUGUGAUAAACUUAAGGAUAGUUACUAUACAAAAAUAGCAUAUCCUUUAGGUGCUAUAUAAACAGUGUAUUUACUGUGUGGAUAUUAUUCAGUUCAGUACAUAUUCUAAUAGUUUAUGAUUCAUAAUACUAAUUAACUACUAUUACGGUUAAAUAUUUAAAGGUGUUGUUGGUAAGUUUAUAAUUGUUUGUACAUUUUUAAUUAAUUUAUUAAAGUAUGCAUCAGACCUUUAGCAUUAAGCUCUUUCCUGUUAUUCUGAGUUAUUUACAGGAUUGAAAAAUGUAUAUAGUAACGCUAACCGUUAUCCAUAAUAUCUAUUUAUCUUCAACUACCAGUCACGGCUUCCAAUAUCCCACUCGCUUACCUAUCAACUGGGGGAGGUCACUUAGGAACUGUGGCGCCACUGAACCGGUCGACCGCCUGGACCAAGCAGUCGUGUGUUGGAUCGUGAAUAAGUCAUUUUUUUCUGUAAGAGUAUUUAAGAACCAGAUAAUGAGGUAUAUUAUUAUUCUGGUUAUGAUCAACAUUCAAAUUCUAUAUACAUCAUCUCUUGUAUGUUUAAUGUGUACGUUUAACCAUGUUAAAUAUAUACCUUACAACUAAUCAGUAAAACUUAGUAAUUUAAUAAUAUUGUAUUAAUUCAUGUUGUGUCGCCAUCAUCUACUCGCAACUGGUGGACACUGCGUCAGAUGUAAAUUGGAAACUGAAGAGUGGCUAUAGUAAUUAAUGUAGAAGGGAAUGGAUGGUGAGGUGGACCGACGAAGAGAUGGAUUAACAGAAUAGAGAAUUGCGAAUGACAUGAAUAUAGCUGGUGUGAGUAAAACGAGUUAGGUAGCCGACCUCGUAUAGUAAGGACUAGUUGGGAACUGUCGUUUAUAAUCAAUACAAUAUUAUUAAAUAAAUGAUUGACAAUCGUGAUACCACAUACCUGGUGUUCACCUAGAGUGUUUGUUAAUCUUUACCUAACCACAUGGAUAACAGCCAGGGCUUGAAACCGUUUUCAAAACCGAUUUCAGAAACCGUUAUAAACCGUUUUAAAACCGAAACCAAAACCGUAAUCAAAAACGAAACCGAAAAAAAUUGG